Messenger RNA from Saprolegnia parasitica CBS 223.65, 2500 nucleotides. RefSeq lists its product as hypothetical. Gene Ontology annotation, molecular function: RNA-directed RNA polymerase activity. The record is from RefSeq and is a predicted model, not a curated record. The transcript is spliced from 3 exons. The annotation marks the transcript as partial. Gene Ontology annotation, cellular component: nuclear RNA-directed RNA polymerase complex. Lineage: Eukaryota; Oomycota; Saprolegniomycetes; Saprolegniales; Saprolegniaceae. Gene Ontology annotation, biological process: siRNA processing.
CUCGCUCCGUCUGACGGAGCUCCGCACCGCGCAGGCGCUGGCCCACGACGCUGCACGCCGCAAGAACGACCGCACAUCGACCUACCGCAGCAGCAGCGCGCACUACGUGUCGUCGACUCUCAACAUCUUGGCGGCGACCGUCACGAACGUCCCAUGUUAUGCCACCGCCGCUGACGUCGCCGCGUUUUGCCGACAGCACGCCAACCUCGGCAGCAGCUUCCUGUCCGUGUCGAUGGCGCCGUACGAGCCUGGACGACGGGCUCGAUCCACUGUCUACGUGGCGUCCACACUUCACUUGGCGCGUCUCCUCAGCCUCGACGGGCUCGAUUGGCAGCGCGCGCCUCUCUGCGUGCGCGAGGUCGAGCCCAACACGGUCACGUUUACGUGCUCGAGCACGGACGCGACGGCAUUUGCAAUCACGUUUGACGGCGAGAACGACUACCGCUACCGCGUCUGCUUCAAGGUGACCAGCAUCGUCCACUGUUGCGUCGGCAUCAACCGAUUCGAGCACGUCGUCGUUCGGUUCACGUUGCAGACGCCACCGUUUCUCUUUGUCGGCGACCCGGACUGGGAUCGAUCGGACGAUCCGUCGCCCAACGGUGCGUUUGGUCACUGCCGAUGCUACCAUCUCGUGCUUGCCGACGGCGUCGAGGCCACCGACGUCAUCUUCUUGCUCACGAGGUUUGGCGUCACGGACGUCGCGCGCGAACCGACGGUGCCCGUGUACGCCGGAUUGUUGUCGCCACGGCCAACCGACUGGGCGUACGGUCAUGCGUACGAGCUGCAGCACCUUUCGUUUCCGCUGCGGUAUGCGCUGCACGUCCUCAUCUCGCAAGAGGCGUUGGUCUUUGAACGCGGUGCCGACGCGGCGACAGUGGUUUGGAUGCUUGCGCAAACCCACGCGUCGGCGACCGACGUCAUCGAGUAUCUCUACACGCCGCUGCGCAGCCCACCGGAUAUGCCACCGAAUCUGCAUCCGUUUGGCCGCUGGCUGUCCACCUGCCCCAACCACCCAUCCAACGACACGACGACGACACCGACGACACCGACGACGACGACGGUGUCGAGGAAGGCCGACGACAUGACGCCAGCAACGAUGCCACAAGUGCGUCGGGUGCUCGUGACACCAUUACGCAUCGUCGUCGAAGCCCCGGAGGUUGUCGUGUCGAACCGCGUCUUGCGCCAGUAUGCCCAGCACAUGGACCGGUUCCUCCGCGUCAGCUUCGUCGACGAGCACUUUGGCCCGCUGCACGGCGCCAAGAGUCCUCGGAUCCUCGAUCGCAUCGCGGCUAUUCUUCGGCAUGGUCUCGUCGUCGGUGGCGAAACGUACGUCUUUCUCGGGUACUCGAGCUCGCAACUGCGCGCGCACAGCUGCUGGUUUUACCGGGAUCCGCCCAUUGGGACCGUUGGCGUGCCGACAGCAGCGUCGAUCUACGCCUCGGUCGGACAACUGGACGUGAUACCGUCGGCCAGUACGCGCGGCGCUCGGCUCGGUCAAGCACUCAGCACGACGACACCGACCGUGCGCCUGCGACGGUACGAGUGCGGUCGCCGCCCCGACAGUACGCGCAACGGCUACGUCUUCUCCGAUGGCAUUGGCGCCAUCUCGCCCUACAUCGCUCAGGACAUUGCCGACGACCUCGGGCUCAAGCACGUGCCGUCGGCGUUUCAAAUUCGGUACGGCAGCUCCAAGGGCGUUGUGAGCGUCAACACAUCGUUUGUAUUGACCGACAUUAACAUGGAGCUCCGCGACUCGAUGCACAAGUUUGCUUCGGAGCACGACGCGAUCGAGGUGUGCAGCGUGCCACAAGUGCUGCCUGCGUACCUCAACCGCCAACUCAUCACGCUUCUCUCGACGCUUGGUGUCCGCGACGACGCGAUUCUGUCGCUGGCCGACGACAUGCUGCGGGAGACGGCGGCGCCGCUGGACACGCUGACCAAAGCCAUUCGGUUUGUAAAAGCGUACGCACCAAAAGCGCCAAUCCGACGCCUUCUCGAGGCCGGGAUCAGCAUUCACGACCAACUCGUCGCCGACUGGCUGCACCUUCUGCGCCGCCACUUGCUCUACAGCGUCCAGUUCAAAGCUCGGAUCCGUGUGCCCGAUGGCGUCGUUCUCAUGGGUGUGCUGGACGAGACCGGCAGGCUGCCCGAAGGCUGCGUCUUUUUCCAGUCCAGCGGCAUGUCUCGCUAUGCGAUCACACCGCCGGCACUUGGCACGCGCUGCGUCGUCGGCCGUAACCCGAGUCUCCACCCGGGCGACCUUCGGAUUCUGACAUACUACGCGGAUGUCCCGGCGCUCCACCAUCUCUAUGACGUAUUGGUCUUCUCGUCGCGCGGGGACCGACCCGUGACCGACAUGAUGUCGGGAGGUGACUUGGAUGGCGAUCUGUACUUUUGUCUCUGGGACCACCGACUCGUGCCGGCGCAGGAUGUGCCACCGAUGCACCCGCCCCCAACCUCAUGGGGCAUUCCACCGCCGUCGUCCGCCCCCGGCAUCCAG